GCAGAGGCCAAGCUUGGACGGCAAGAAGCAAGGUCAAAUCACAAAGAGCACAAUAAGACUGUGGACAUGCCUCCUGCAACAGCUGUGCGCAUGCAGACCGGAAGCGCGCACAGUCCAAUUUGUUUGGACGGGGGAGACGUGCAUGACUUCAGAGUCGCAACGGCAUGUGCGCCCCGCCAGAGUGAACAGCGCCAGCAACCCAACUAAUGGGAAGAAGGGAGCUCAACCAUAAAAAGGCGACUCCUACGGGAUGAACAGCAUGCCGCUGAUUUACGUGUAUGCUGAAUGAGGAGGUGGACGAGAAGGGCGACGACGACGAGGAAAAGAAGGAAAGCCAGAAUGAGGAAGACGAGAGGAAGAGGAGACGCUGGAGGAGGGGGCCAUGGAUCAUGGAUUGGCCUGCCUCCCAAAAAGAGGCAGGUCCGAGAAGAAAGAAAUUCGGGGAGAAUGCCAUGCAGCAAGCGCAACCUCAUGCCAGCCGCGUGCCCGGUCGUGGCUGUGUCAUUGCCCGGGGAAGGCCCGAGGCGGCUGCAGAUCGCAUGCAGAAUAACAAUGUAGGUAGCUCGGCACCGGUCCCAAACGUGCGCAAGCCGCGUGCCCCUCGAGCCACGCCAAGCGAGGAGGCUCUGGCGGACACGGGGAGCGGUGCGUGCCGGAGCCUGGGGAGGCCAGGCGGGCGCAAAGACGAGGUCGGGGAGGAGAGCGGGGGGACAGGGCAGAAACGGGGGCAAACGAGGGACGAGGACGACGAGGACGGGCCAGUGCUGACGUCCAUCAGUCUGCGGAGGCACUGAUGUCGGAGGCGUUGCUCGAACGGUCAGCCCUACAGUCCACCGUCGUACGGCCACGGCCACGCAGUGGGUGGCCAGAAAAAAACGAAAACGCAAACCUCCAGCGCCCGCGGACAGAAGAUCUCCUUCCUCGGCGCGCCGCUUCGGCGCCUAGGGGGCGAAAAGGUGGCCAGCUGGCGCGCGAUCAGAUUGCGACGACGGGGCCGUCCUCGGGCACAAGUCAGAGACGUUCGGCGGCUCGUCCGCCGGCGUGGUGAGAUCCACGGGCGCCUUCGGGCGGCAGGCAGUCGGGGCCGCCGGCGCGCACGUUGGCGGCAGCGGGCGCGUCCGCCGGCGGGGUGACAACCGCCUGGGCGCUGGCCUGGGGGGCGCCCGCAGCGGCGGCGGCAGGUGAGGCAGCCGCCGCUGGGGCCCGCGGGGCGCCGCCCGCGGCCGCUCG
Molecule: messenger RNA, 1230 nt
Organism: Prorocentrum cordatum
Lineage: Eukaryota; Dinophyceae; Prorocentrales; Prorocentraceae
Source: the annotation of a GenBank genome assembly